AUGAUCCGGCAGCGGUUCUCGUCCAUCAAGAAGGACCUGAAGUCCAAGACGUCCAAGGAAGGAUGGAUCUUGCCCCGUCCCGAGUCGUCAUUCGCCGACCCAGGUGCUUGGACAAACAUUGACUGCGAUGUCACCCCAAUCGAGCGCCGCACGUGGUCCGCCUGGACCAUGUUCGGUUAUUGGUUCUCGGAUGCCCUCAACGCUCAGAGUUGGAUGGCGCCGGCAUCCAUCAUUGCCCUCGGCCUUACCUGGCGCGAGGCGGUAGUGUGCAUCAUCUUCGGCAGCUUGGUCUGCACCGUUCCGCUGGUCCUCAACGGCAUGGUGGGAGCCAAGAUUCACGUCCCCUACCCCGUCGCCAUACGCGCGUCGUUUGGAUGGUACUUCUCGCGCUUCGCCAUUGUCACCCGCGCCAUCACCGCUCUCUUCUGGCACGCUAUCCAGACUUACACAGGCUCCACCGCCAUGACCCAGAUCAUCCGCGCCAUCUGGCCCUCGUACCUCGACAUCCCCAACCAUAUCCCCGAGGGCGUCGGCAUCACAACGCAGGGCAUGGUCAGCCACCUCAUCUUCUGGAGCGUGCAGUUCCCCAUUCUGCUCAUCCCGCCCCACAAGCUCAAGUGGUUCUUCGUCGCCAAGUGCGUUCUGGUUCUCGUCGUCUCCAUUGCCAUGGUCAUCACCAUGACCUCCAAGGCCGGCGGCACGGGCGAGAUCUGGACUCUGCCGUACGGAGUCGAAGGCUCCGACCGGUCAUGGCUCAUCCUGUCCUCGCUGUCCAGCAUCACUGGCGGUUGGGCAACCAUGGCUACAAACAUUCCCGAUUUCACGCGUUACCUAAAGAGCGACAAGGGUGUCUACUGGCAAGUUCUUUUCCUGCCAGGGAUCCAGCUCGUUCUCGGCCUCUUCGGUAUCAUCUGCUGCUCCGCCGCCAAGGUGGUAUAUGGCCGGUACAUCUGGGAUCCGCUCGAGAUUGCCGCUCAAUGGGACGGUCCUGCCGGCCGCUGUGGCGCCUUCUUUGUCGGCCUCUGCUGGGUGGUUGCUCAGAUCGGUACCAAUCUGUCGGCCAACGUCAUCAGCUGCGCCAAUGACAUUUGCUGCCUGUUUCCCAAGUACGUCAACAUCAAGCGCGGCGUCAUUUUCGCCACCAUCACGGCGGCGUGGAUCAUGCAGCCAUGGAAGAUCAUCUACUCGGCCCAGUCCCUGCUCGCUUUCAUGGCAGGUCUCGGCAUCUUCCUUGCCCCCAUUGCCGCCAUGCUCAGUGCCGACUUCUGGGUCGUGCACAAGCAGCACUAUGAUGUCCCGGGUCUGUAUCGCGCCCACGGCCGCUACAGAUACAACAAGUGGGGAACCAACUGGCGUGCGGUCGUGGCUUUCAUUGUCAGCGUCAGCCCAACCCUCCCCGGCAUGGCUGCGAGCGUCAACCCUGCCAUCGGGCCCACGAUCGGCGAUGCGAAUAAACUGUACUUCAUGUUCUACAUCUGGGGCUACAUCAGCGCCUUCGCCGUUUACAGUAUCCUGAGCCACUUCUUCCCGUCGCCAGAAACGCAGAUCGACCACACCAUCUACGAGGACAGCGAUAUUAUCUCGGCAGCUGAGGACAAGGCCGACUCGGACGUCGCGGACGAGAAGAAAGCGGCAGAGGUGGAGACCUCAGCAGUCUGA
Molecule: messenger RNA, 1659 nt
Organism: Lasiosphaeria miniovina
Lineage: Eukaryota; Fungi; Ascomycota; Sordariomycetes; Sordariales; Lasiosphaeriaceae
Product: allantoin permease
Exons: 6
Coding region: 1-1659 (552 amino acids)
Biological process (GO): nucleobase transport; transmembrane transport
Cellular component (GO): plasma membrane
Molecular function (GO): nucleobase transmembrane transporter activity
Source: RefSeq, a predicted model, not a curated record